AUGGAAGGGGCGAAGAAAGACCUGUCAAUCGACGAUGACUAUCAGUCGUGCGUCUUCUUGAUAACCAAUGCAGGCUUUGCCAAGCGGAGCAAGCAGGAGUUUCGGACCCUUUCGCAGGAGCUCGAGUCGUACGGCCCCGGACUGUCCGGAUGGUUCGAAGUCUACGCAGCCAAUCCCGGAAGUGGGCGCCCGUCCCCCAUUUUUUUGCGGGUGGUAAACGCAUUUCUUGAGAGGUGGUCGCCCGAAAAUACACUGAAGGAGUCGGAGGGCUUCAGCUACCACGCGGCGACCACCAGCUUUCACAUAAGCCGCGAGGUUUGGGAGGGUUUGGACGCAGGGUUCAGGCGCGACUUUGACGCGGCGCGGGAAAGAUUGGGGAAGCCACUGAACUCGUGUGUUUCGAUGGCAAAGAUCUUGACCCUGAUGAUGGUCGAUAUCGAGCGGAACAGAAAGGUUUGGCUGACUGGCGCGCUCUACUCGAAAGCUUUCAGGGAGGCGGCCGCGCGGCCGCGCUGCGUGAUGCGGCCGCGCCGCGUGAUGCGGCCAGGGAAUGUCCGAUGCGUCUCAGUCACGAUGAUCUUUGAUGCGUUUGCCGGAUGCGACCGCGGCGGCGAGCGCGCCUCCAGAACGCGCGCACCCCCUCCCUUUCUCGCGCGCAGCAUGCGCCGAACGCGGCGCCCCGAGCCCGGGCUCGGUCGUGGAGCCACAAACCAAGCCGCUGAAACCGAUUCCGGUGUCUCGACGGAACCGGACAAAGUCUCUCAGGUCUUCCGCCUCAGCGGUGCAUACGAGGACUCGGAAGAGAGCCGAUCCGAUUGGCGAUUCAAGCGCGGCCGCGGCCAAGGCGACGCGGCCGCGGCUCCCAAAGCCGCGACCAACAAAGUCGCGGCCGCCAGAGUCGUGCCAGAAACCGUGGCCGCGACCGCGGCCGAGACCCAGUCGCGUGCGCCGGAUCAGGGCGACCCGGUAUGGGAGGUGGCCGUGCAGCACGUCGCCGCCAUGCUCAGGAACGGGGUCCGGGGUCUGUUGCUGGACGGCGCUGAAAGAGCCCGGGACGAGCGGUCGGGGGAAAUAGAGGUCGAGAAGGAAUGA
Messenger RNA from Klebsormidium nitens, 1092 nucleotides. The record is from the annotation of a GenBank genome assembly. Lineage: Eukaryota; Viridiplantae; Streptophyta; Klebsormidiophyceae; Klebsormidiales; Klebsormidiaceae.